GCAGUGGCUGCUGCUGCUGCGGCGGCGGUGGUGGCGACGGUGGGGUGGCGGGAGAGGAGCGGCAUGGCCACGGCGGCUUCUAACCCCUACCUGCCGGGGAACAGCCUGCUGGCGGCCGGCUCCAUUGUACACACUGACGCGGCGGGGGCUGGCGGCGGUGGGGGCGGGGGAGGCGGUGGCAGCACGGGUGGAGGAGGGGGAGGCCUGCAGCCCGGCAGUGCCGCUGUGACCUCCGGCGCCUACCGAGGGGACCCGUCCUCAGUCAAGAUGGUCCAGAGCGACUUCAUGCAGGGGGCCAUGGCCGCCAGCAACGGCGGCCAUAUGCUCAGCCACGCGCACCAGUGGGUCACGGCCCUGCCCCACGCCGCGGCUGCAGCCGCAGCCGCCGCCGCUGCCGCGGUGGAGGCGAGCUCGCCGUGGUCCAGCAGCGCCGUGGGCAUGGCCGGCAGUCCCCAGCAGCCGCCGCCGCAGGGCCCCGACGUGAAGGGAGGCUCGGGACGCGACGACUUGCACGCGGGCACCGCGCUGCACCACCGCGGGCCACCGCACCUCGGGCCCCCGCCGCCGCCGCCGCCGCACCAGGGCCACCCUGGGGGAUGGGGGGCCGCUGCUGCUGCAGCAGCCGCUGCUGCCGCCGCUGCCGCGGCGCACCUCCCGUCCAUGGCGGGGAGCCAGCAGCCACCGCCGCAGGGCCUGUUGUACUCGCAGCCCGGGGGCUUCACCGUGAACGGCAUGCUCAGCGCACCCCCUGGGCCCGGAGGUGGUGGAGGCGGCGCGGGUGGCGGGGCUCAGAGCCUGGUGCACCCAGGGCUGGUGCGCGGGGACACGCCCGAGCUGGCGGAACACCACCACCACCACCACCACCACCCACACCCGCCGCACCCGCACCACGCGCAAGGCCCGCCACACCACACUGGUGGCGGCGCUGGACCAGGACUCAACAGCCACGACCCUCAUUCUGAUGAGGACACGCCAACGUCGGACGAUUUGGAGCAGUUCGCCAAGCAGUUCAAGCAGCGGCGCAUCAAGCUGGGCUUCACACAGGCCGACGUAGGGUUGGCGCUGGGCACGCUGUACGGCAACGUGUUCUCACAGACCACCAUCUGCCGCUUCGAGGCCCUGCAGCUGAGUUUCAAGAACAUGUGCAAGCUCAAGCCGCUGCUGAACAAGUGGCUGGAGGAGGCGGACUCAAGCACCGGCAGCCCCACCAGCAUCGACAAGAUCGCAGCGCAGGGCCGCAAGCGCAAGAAGCGGACCUCCAUCGAGGUGAGCGUCAAGGGCGCGCUCGAAAGCCACUUCCUCAAGUGCCCCAAGCCCUCGGCGCAGGAGAUCACCAACCUGGCCGAUAGCCUGCAGCUCGAGAAGGAGGUCGUGCGUGUUUGGUUCUGCAACCGACGCCAAAAGGAGAAGCGCAUGACGCCGCCCGGGAUCCAACAGCAGACGCCCGACGACGUCUACUCACAAGUGGGCACUGUGAGCGCCGACACGCCUCCGCCACACCACGGACUGCAGACGAGCGUGCAGUGAGGGCCAGGGACGCAGCGAUACUAGGGCCCGCCGCCGCCUGCGCAGUCGCCGCCGCCGCCACCGCCAACGCCUCGCCAACGCCGCGAC
Messenger RNA from Phyllostomus discolor (pale spear-nosed bat), 1614 nucleotides. It is a transcript of the gene POU3F3, whose product is annotated as POU class 3 homeobox 3. The record is from RefSeq and is a predicted model, not a curated record. Gene Ontology annotation, cellular component: nucleus. Bases 64 to 1527 code for a protein of 487 amino acids. The transcript has a single exon. Gene Ontology annotation, biological process: regulation of transcription by RNA polymerase II; brain development. Gene Ontology annotation, molecular function: RNA polymerase II cis-regulatory region sequence-specific DNA binding; DNA-binding transcription factor activity, RNA polymerase II-specific. Lineage: Eukaryota; Metazoa; Chordata; Mammalia; Chiroptera; Phyllostomidae.